Messenger RNA from Exophiala spinifera, 1308 nucleotides. RefSeq lists its product as uncharacterized. The coding region runs from base 1 to 1308 and encodes 435 amino acids. Gene Ontology annotation, biological process: carbohydrate metabolic process. The record is from RefSeq and is a predicted model, not a curated record. The transcript has 3 exons. Gene Ontology annotation, molecular function: chitin binding; hydrolase activity, acting on carbon-nitrogen (but not peptide) bonds. Lineage: Eukaryota; Fungi; Ascomycota; Eurotiomycetes; Chaetothyriales; Herpotrichiellaceae.
AUGCAUCCACUCACUGCCCUCCUGCCUCUCUUCCUGGCCACUGGUGCCCACGCUGUGCUCAUGGUCCCCUCCCAAGCCGCCACCGGCGAACAACGUUGUGGACUGCAAGGUGACAACGAAAGGUGUCCUGACGGUCAGUGCUGCUCGCAGGCCGGCUUCUGCGGCACUGGCAAAGACUUUUGCUCUGUCCCUACGAACUGUCAACUUGGCUUUGGCUGGUGUGACUCUGAUGUGAAUCCCAGUGGUCCUAGCCUUUCCGGCGAAGAGCGAGCACAAGUGGGCGCAGUGCCGUACGGGAAACCCAUCACCAGUUGCACGAAGCCCGGUGUAAUUGCACUGACAUUUGACGAUGGUCCGUCGGACGAUACUGCAAAGCUACUUGACAUUCUCGUCAAGAGAAAUGCGAAGGCGACCUUCUUCGUUCCUGGCAUUGCCAACGGCAGAGGUCGGAUCGAUACAACCAAGGGGCGAAUGGAGCUCAUCAAACGCAUGUUUCAAGACGGCCAUCAGAUCGGAUCUCAUUCUUGGUCCCAUUUCGAUAUCGAUGCCCUGACCUCGGAAGAGCGGAAGACGGACCUGGCCAAGAAUGAGAGAGCCAUUGCCAACAUUCUCAACAAGUACCCAACUUACAUGAGACCACCAUACAUGAAAUGUACCGGUGAGACUGGCUGCUUGGCAGAUCUGAUGGACCGUGGCUAUCACGAUGUCGGGUACUCAGUGGACAGCACCGACUGGAGCCACCCAGAAGAUCUCGACGCAAUGAAGCAAGCAUUCGAUGAAGCUUUCAACCAGACUGCUCAAGACGGCAGAAUGCUCCUGAUCCAGCAUGACACCAUCCACAAAUCAGCCAUCGACCUCACCGAGCAUAUCCUGGACGCAGUCGACCAGAAAGGAUGGAAAGCCGUCACUGUCGGAGAAUGUCUCGAAGAUCCCGCGGAAAACUGGUACCGUACACCGAAAGAGGCCCGUCCGGCUUCCAUGGCCCUCGGUUCCUGUAUCGUCUCCCAGGAUGGCUACUGUGGGACGCUGGACUACUUCAAGGACAAGCCGGAAUGCUGGAAAAGCGCGCAGAAAUGCUUCGACGACGCAAAGAAGUGUUUCGACGACGGGAAGCGGGUCGAUAAGAGGCCGUGUCAAGACAUGGACAAUGUGUGCAGGCAGCUUAUGGACUACUGUACUAUGUGCGGAGCUACACUGGUAAGCUCGCCAGGUUGUCUUGCGUGCAAGCCCGGCUGGGAACUCAAGCUCCGCGGCAGGGAGGUUUCGUGUACCACCGAGGGCUUGUCGAUUGACAAUCCCAAGGCGUGA